Messenger RNA from Pseudocercospora fijiensis CIRAD86, 1484 nucleotides. RefSeq lists its product as uncharacterized. The transcript is spliced from 2 exons. The record is from RefSeq and is a predicted model, not a curated record. Bases 165 to 1484 code for a protein of 439 amino acids. NCBI's taxonomy places the organism in Eukaryota, Fungi, Ascomycota, Dothideomycetes, Mycosphaerellales, Mycosphaerellaceae.
UGAUUUCCAAUCAAACAUCUUGCGCACGUAGCGACGAGGAGAACGUUGACUCACAUCAUGCGAAUCCUACCAAAGCGUAGUAACAUGUAGGUCUGAACGAUAUGAUAUACAAAUAACCUGUGAGCUACGACUCGUCACACUGAAAGCACAGCUCCGAAAUCAACAUGUCUUCUCACACGUACAGCAUUCAUGUGGUCAAGAAGAACGACAUAGCCUCUCACGCUACGGUUUCACUCACGACCACCAUUCCACAACUCCCGCCCGGUCACAUCCGUGCUCGAAGCCUCGUAGUCGGCCUCACGUCCAACAACCUGUCUUACGCCAAAGGCGGCACUCUCCUGAAAUGGUGGACGGGAUUUCUGCUUCCCGCUGGUCUUCCUUCGCCCUAUAGCAACAGCGACAAGUAUGGCAUUGUGCCAGUCUGGGGCUACGGCGUGGUCACGGAGAGUAAGGUGGAAGGUUUGCAAGAAGGGGAGUUGAUUUGGGGCUUUUGGGCGAGCCACGAUAUGCCAACCGAUCUCAAGCUGAAGAAAGUGGAGGAUGGCGCAAAGGGGCAUUAUAUUGAGGCAAGCGGCUACAGAACUGGCAUGAUGAACUUAUACCAGAGAUGCAGCACUUCACCGAGCUAUCCGAGACUUCAAGAAUUGGAAUCGGAUCAAGAUCUGAAGAACAAGCUGGGCUGGGCUUCUAGUGCUGGGACUAUGCAUGAAUCUGGCUGGGCCAUAAACCGCUUCAUUUUCAACACAGAGACUCCCAUUCAUCCACUGGGAAGUAGUGGAGGAUCAUGGUCACAAGCAGAUGCAGACUUGAGCUCCACCGUGGUCAUCAGCAUGAGCGCAUCAGGAAAGACCGCAAGAGCAUGCACGGAUUGCUUGAUGCACGAGCGCAGAGCUCGCACCGGUCCAUUGGCUUUCAUGGCUGUUACGUCUUCAGUUGAUGAAAGUCUUGUUGAUCAGGAUACAGCGGUACCGACGAAGGUUGUGCAGUAUUCUUCGCUUACUUCGCCAGCAACGACAUCUUGGCUGAAUGCUCACGCCCCCUCUCGAAUCAUCAUCCUCGACUUCACAUCACGCGGCAAUUCAUUGAACGAGCUCUUGUCUUUGCUCAAAACGAACUUACCGGGUGUCAAGACCACAGUCCUUGGCAUUGGAGGCGAACCUAAAGCCCAUUCUCCUUCUGAGCUGGCUGAGUUGGCGAAAACGCGAGCUGCGAUGUCAGAGCGCGUUCAGAUGAACAUGUCCGGUAUUCGUGACACUGCUCUGGACCUCAUUGGCGCAGAGACGUAUUUCCAGGACAGGUAUGCCGCAUGGGACGCUUUCGUAGGAAGAGGAGGAUUGAAUGGUAUGCGACUUGAGUGGCUACAAGGUAUAUCAGGCCAAGAAGGACUAGAAGGCGCGUGGAGCAGGCUAUCCGAGGGAAAGAUGAUCGGCCUCGUGCUCAUAUCCUUGGGCAUGCUCAAGAUUAAGAAACCCAUGAAGUAUUGA